Molecule: messenger RNA, 2296 nt
Organism: Gymnodraco acuticeps
Lineage: Eukaryota; Metazoa; Chordata; Actinopteri; Perciformes; Bathydraconidae
Gene: cetp
Product: cholesteryl ester transfer protein, plasma
Exons: 17
Coding region: 251-1750 (499 amino acids)
Biological process (GO): low-density lipoprotein particle remodeling; phosphatidylcholine metabolic process; high-density lipoprotein particle remodeling
Cellular component (GO): high-density lipoprotein particle
Molecular function (GO): triglyceride binding; cholesterol binding; cholesterol transfer activity
Source: RefSeq, a predicted model, not a curated record
CCCUCCCUGACAGUUAAAAGAACAAGGCAGGCGGUCGGGUUCUCUCAGAAAAAAACAAGGAGAUUCGAACAGAGCUGUCUGAAAGUUAUCUGGGAGCUGGAGUCUUCGGGCCUCUGGUGACAGUGGAUGAGAAAGCCUACUGCUCGGGAAAACACGGGAAACGUACACUUCCAAACAUAAAUUGAACUUCAACUGUCCGCAGGAUUAGACACCUCAAACCGCUCGGGCAGAGGUGAAGCUCUCUUGCACAAUGUCUCUUGAUGUUGUCCACUCGCUGCUGCUCUUCCUCUUUGUAUUUGGGGCGUCCCACGCCUGCCUCCAGGACCCCGCUGAAGCCUACAGGUUCACGGGAGCUGUGAGCCGCCUGACCUACCCUGCUGUUGUUGUUUUGAACGAGAAAACAACCAAAGUGAUUGAGGCAGCGUUCCAACAUGCCAGAUAUCCCAGUGUGAAGGGAGAGACGUCCCUGUUCCUUAUAGGCACACUCAUAUAUGGCCUGGAAAAUUUGGAGAUUCACAACCUGUCGAUUGGUCAGAGUACAUUUGAACUGCAUCCAGGGGAAGGGAUCUCCAUGGAAAUAACAAAUGUGUCGGCAGUCUUUAAAGGGAGAAUCCAGUAUGGAUACGGCAGCUGGCUUGUCAGCGUUGAACAUUCAAUUGACUUUGAAAUUGAAUCUCAGAUUGAUCUCGGAAUCAACCCCAAACUCUACUGUGGAGAGGGGAAGGUGGCAGCAGACACAUCGGACUGUUUUCUUAAUUUUCACAAACUCAGUCUGCAUCUGCAGGGCGACAAAGAACCCAACUGGCUGAAGAAGCUCUUCACUGACUUCAUCAUCUUCACUGUCAAACUGGUAGUAAAGGGACAGAUUUGUAAGGAGAUCAACAAGGUGGCAAAUAUACUGGCAGACUUCAUACAAGAGAGAGCAGAGCAGUUCCUCAGUGAUGGAGACAUCAGUGUGGACAUUGGUGUAGCUGCUGCCCCUGUCAUCACUGCAAACUACAUAGAGUCCUACCACAAGGGGCUUUCCAUCUACAAAAACGUUUCUGCUGUCAUUAAUGAGUCUGUGUUCCACCCCAGUCAGCUGACUGAACACAAGAUGCUCUACUUCUGGAUCUCAGACCAGAUUCUGAACCCCAUGUUUACUGCUGCACACCAUGACGCCCGAUUCCAGCUCAACAUCUCUGGAGCAGAGCUCAGUGAGCUUUUCAAGACCAAUCUCUCCAGUAUCAUGCCUGAAUAUUUCAGAAAGUGUCUGCUGGAAUCAGGCUCUCCACAGCUCAGAGUGUGGAGUUCAUCUGUUCCCUACCUCCACACCUCCACCUUGGGUACGAAUGUCCGGGGGACGGCCUCCGCUCAGCUGCACUGUGGGGGGGCGGGGGCUCCAACUCUCUCCUUCCAAGCGGAAGUGGAUAUGGACAUCACUGUUUCCUAUGCUGACAAGAAAGUGUUCCUGCAGAAUAACCGAUCGGAGAUCUACGUUCUACAGGCUGAGUUUUCCUCACAAAACCAACCGCAUCUGGAUCAGGCACAACUGGAUUUUAUCAGAGAAGCUGUGGAGAAAAUAGGAAUUCCCAAAGUCCUGUCUGUGUUUGAGACAGAGGUAACCAGGCUUCUGGACGAACAGGGAACUUACCUGUUUGACAUCUUCAGCCCGGAGGUGCUUCCUCAGGAGGGCUUCACGGUGAUUCAGAUGGAUUUUGGUUUCCCUCAUCACCUGCUGGUGGAGUUCCUCAGAAGGACACUACAGUAACUAAGCAACCCUUUGGCAAAAUUAGACAUUUUCAUGUUUGUCUCAAAGUGCUGCUCCUAUAAAAAUGUACCCUUUAAUGUGUAAGCUAUGCAAAAACAAUGAUGUUGCAUUUUUAUUUUGGCCAUAUUGUUUAGAUAAAAUGUAGAUAUUAAUGGUUAUAAUAAGAUUUCCCUGAUGUUCAUUACCAUAAAGAGUAAAUCAUUGCUAAAAAGGAAAGUACUACUGAUUUUAAUACGUUGAUUCAGUCUAAUUUUCUAUUAUUAACAAACAAAAAACAGACAUGUAUAUUACAUUUUUGUAAGUGUAGGAGCCAUGAAACGUGUUUAGUAUUGCCUCUUGUUUUAAUAUAAGAUAUUUGUUUGAGCACAAUUGAUUGGUUGGCUUGGGUCACAUGGAUAUGGGCGGCACUCAUUAUAAUCCUGUUAACCUGCGUGAGGUGUGUGUGGAAGAGAGGGUGACACAGGGCCGUUGUACUUCUUGUUGACCGCAAAUUGAAAUUAUUGUUCUGAUUAAUAUAACAAUAUACAUGUCCAAGGAGAAUAAGUU